UACCAAGAUUACAUAUCUUUAUUACCAUACAUUUCUCAGCAACCACUCUUAUCAUACACUACUCUCUCUUUUAGUAACUGGCAUUAUGGCACACAUUAGACCAAUUUCAAUAACACAUCACAAGCCGGAAUUAGUAGUUCCAUCAAUAGCAACACCUCGUGAAACAAAACAGCUUUCUGAAAUAGAUGAUCAAGGGAGUACCCGUUUUCAAAUUCCCAUAUUAAUGUUUUACAAAUAUAAUUCUUUAAUGGAAGGAAAAGAUCCUGCAAAAUUAAUUAAAGAUGGAUUGUCUAAAACAUUAGUGUUUUACUAUCCAUUAGCUGGCAGACUUAUUGAAGGACCUAAUAGGAAGCUUAUGGUGAAUUGCAAUGGUGAAGGAGUCUUGUUUGUUGAAGCUGAUGCUAAUGUGGAGCUUGAGAAAUUAGGCGACUCCAUCAAACCACCAUGUCCAUAUUUGGAUCUACUACUUUGCAAUGUUCCUGGUUCUGAUGGGAUCAUUGGCUGCUCUCUUUUGUUAGUUCAGGUGACUCGUUUUAGUUGUGGUGGAUUCGCUGUUGGUUUAAGAUUUAAUCACACAAUGAUGGAUGGCUAUGGCUUAAAUAUAUUUCUAAAUGCGUUAAGUGAAUUAAUUCAAGGCGCUUCUGCACCUUCUAUCUUACCUGUAUGGGAAAGGCAUCUUCUAAGUGCAAGAUCACUACCAAGCAUUACAUGUACUCACCAUGAGUUUGAUGAGCAAAUCGAAUCAAAAAUUGCAUGGGAAUCCAUGGAAGACAAGUUGAUACAAAAAUCAUUUUUCUUUGGCAAAAAGGAGAUGGAAGCUAUUAAAAAUCAAGUUUCUCCAAAUUGUGAAAGUACAAAAUUUGAGUUAUUGAUGGCGUUUUUAUGGAAAUGCCGUACAAUUGCACUUGGUCUAAACUCUGAAGAAAUUGUUCGUUUAACAUACCUUAUUAACAUACGUGGAAAGUUGCAAAAAUUUGAAUUGCCAGCCGGAUAUUAUGGAAAUGCAUUCGUUACUCCAACUGCAGUAUCAAAAGCAGGAUUAUUAUGUUCAAAUUCACUAACAUAUGCAGUUGAAUUGGUCAAGAAAGUUAAAGAUCAUAUGAAUGAAGAAUACAUUAAAUCACUGAUUGAUUUAAUGGCUAUUAAAGGAAGACCAGAAUUGACAAAAUCUUGGAAUUUUAUUGUCUCAGAUAAUAGAUAUAUUGGAUUAGAUGAAGUUGGUUUUGGAUGGGGAAGACCCAUUUUUGGAGGAGUUGCAAAAGCUAUAUCUUUCAUUAGUUUUGGUGUACCUGUCAAAAAUGAUAAGGGAGACAAAGGUAUUUUGAUAGCUAUAAGUUUACCUCCCAUGGCAAUGAAAAAAUUUGAAGAGGUUGUGUACAAGGUAACUUCAAAAAAUGUGGAAGGAGUUGACAUAAUUUCAAAGACGUAAAAGUUUGUUUUGUUUUGGGAGUGUCUAAAUCAAAAUUAUGAAGAUUGUAAUAUUCCAUACUUUUCCUAUUUGAAAUUACUUUUCGCUAUGUAUGUUAUGUAUAAUUUAGAUAUAUGUUUUAUGUUUGAUUGGAUAAUAUAUAAGAAAGAAAGGAUGUCUUUUAAAAUAUAAAA
Molecule: messenger RNA, 1602 nt
Organism: Capsicum annuum
Lineage: Eukaryota; Viridiplantae; Streptophyta; Magnoliopsida; Solanales; Solanaceae
Product: methanol O-anthraniloyltransferase
Exons: 2
Coding region: 86-1429 (447 amino acids)
Molecular function (GO): acyltransferase activity, transferring groups other than amino-acyl groups
Source: RefSeq, a predicted model, not a curated record